Messenger RNA from Pichia kudriavzevii, 447 nucleotides. RefSeq lists its product as uncharacterized. The record is from RefSeq and is a predicted model, not a curated record. Gene Ontology annotation, biological process: nucleotide metabolic process. The coding region runs from base 1 to 447 and encodes 148 amino acids. The transcript is spliced from 2 exons. Gene Ontology annotation, molecular function: catalytic activity. NCBI's taxonomy places the organism in Eukaryota, Fungi, Ascomycota, Pichiomycetes, Pichiales, Pichiaceae.
AUGGCAUCUGCUAUCGCACACGAGGCUUCCUGUAUUUUUUGCAAAAUCAUCAAAGGUGAUAUUCCAUCUUUCAAACUGCUCGAAACCGCCCACUCCUAUUCCUUUUUGGAUAUUCAACCGACUGCUAAGGGCCAUCUUCUAAUUAUUCCUAAAUACCAUGGCGCUAAGUUACACAAUUUGCCAGAUGAAUAUUUAGCUGACCUAUUGCCUGUUGCUAAGAGAUUGGCAAUUGCGUUAAAUUUAAACAUCGAUUCGCCACAAGGUGACGGCUAUAAUAUUUUACAAAACAACGGUAGAAUUGCCCACCAAGUUGUUGAUCACGUCCAUGUCCAUUUGAUUCCAAAAAGAGAUGAAGAAACUGGUUUAAUUGUAGGAUGGCCUUCAGUUGAUGCUGAUAUGACUGAAUUAGGCGAAUUUGCAAAGGAGUUACAAGCAAAGUUGAACUGA